Hippocampus zosterae (dwarf seahorse) is the source of this 3463-nucleotide messenger RNA. It is a transcript of the gene pheta1, whose product is annotated as PH domain containing endocytic trafficking adaptor 1. Gene Ontology annotation, biological process: receptor recycling; endosome organization; retrograde transport, endosome to Golgi. The record is from RefSeq and is a predicted model, not a curated record. Gene Ontology annotation, cellular component: trans-Golgi network; recycling endosome; early endosome. Bases 206 to 1126 code for a protein of 306 amino acids. NCBI's taxonomy places the organism in Eukaryota, Metazoa, Chordata, Actinopteri, Syngnathiformes, Syngnathidae. The transcript is spliced from 4 exons.
AAUCCCCGCCCAACUGGCUGGCUGCGUGACACCAAAACUAGCGCUCCUUCUGUAGGUCACGUGACAUGGGAAAAAUUGGAGAAAGAGGGCUGCUAGAUGGACACCGCUAUGAGGACUUGUUCCAGAACAAACAUCAAGACUCCACGGGAUGUUAUUGAAAAUUGCCUGAAAAGAUGAAAUACGAGAUGUGGACGCUUGGAAUUAAAUGAGCAGGCGGAAUGGAUGCAGGAGACGACGUACACAUGAAAUAAUCAUCCGGCGAGUGAGAGAAAGAGGAGUGACGAUGAAAUUGAACGAACGCAGCGUGGCCCACUACGCCACGUGCGACUCGCCGCCCGACAAGACGGGCUUCCUGUUCAAGAAGGGCGAGCGCAACACGGCGUAUCACCGCCGGUGGUUCGUCCUCAAGGGCAACAUGCUCUUCUACUUUGAGGAGCGUGACAGCCGCGAGCCCAUCGGCGUCAUCAUCCUGGAGGGCUGCACCGUGGAGCUCUGCGAGUCAGCCGAGGAGUUCGCCUUUGCCGUCAAGUUUGACUGCGCCCGGGCUCGCGUGUACAAGAUGGCGGCCGAUAGCCAGGCAGCUAUGGAGUCGUGGGUCAAAGCGUUGUCGCGGGCCAGUUUCGACUACAUGAGGCUGGUGGUCAAGGAGCUGGAGAGGCAACUGGAGGAGAUCCAAGAGGCGACUGGCGGAGGCCCGCAGGGCAGGCCCAGGGUGUCCAAGCGAAUGUCCAAAUCCAGAUCGUCCUCGUCGUCCUCGUCCUUGUCGACGUCGUCCUCCAGCUCUGGACAAAAGAACCAUCAGGACGAGGUCCAGCUCUUGUCCGCAGGUCCUAAGGAGAACGGGGUCACCUGGAGCAAACCGCGCCCCGGCUUGGCUAAUGGUUCCUCUGAGGGGGUGUCCUCCUGUGUGGCCUGGGAGGGCGGGGCCAACGGGGCCAAGGCUCCCCCGGUGCCUCCCAGAAGAAGAGGAGCGUCUCUGGAGAGCCCCUUCUCCCCCGGCACCGGAUGCUUUUCCAAGCUCCACGACUGGGUCAAGGCGAACAUUGGAGAGCAUCCCCAAGGACUUGCUGCUAAAAGCAGGUUACACCCUGGAAUGUUUGAAAUGAUCAUCACAAGCCACUUUUAAUAGACUGUUUGUAAAUGGGUUUUCCCCCCAUUUUGCCCAAAAAUGGAGGGGUGAAGGUGACCCCUAAGGCACAGACACAAAAUGAUUUAAAGUCAACUUAGCAUUUUUCACCUUUUGGAGGUGGUAACCAGUUUCACACCAACUGUGCAUUUUUCCUGCCUUUUCAUGUUGCUGUUCUGGAAAAGGAGACAAAGACAAUCUAGUCCCCCCCCCCUCAGCUUUGGAUGUAGCAGAAGGCAUUUUUGCCUUUUCCAAAAUUUGGUAUAAAUGUUGUCACGACAGAACGGAGAUAGAAAGUCGACCCACUUUUGACAGUCGUAGCCAGUUUUACACCAACUGGAAAAGCAUUUCUCCAGCUUUUUUGUGUCACUGUUCUAUAGAAACAGUGGAGGCGACAGGGCAAAUUUCUGCUUUUGUAGGUCAAAGCCACUUUUAUACGCGGGGCUGUAAAAAGCGUUAUUUUCCUGAAUUGGUUGUGGUGCUGUUGUAUAGAAACAGUGCCUGUAAUGAAGUUUGCAAUCCUGGGACCACGGUGUUGAAGUUUAACACCUGACAUUCAUUCCCACGCUUUUGCGCGGUCCAAUGACGUUUUUUUUUGUUUUGUUUUAAAGUAGCUUCGUGAAAUGGCUACAGCGUCAAAUUGGGUCAGCUAUGUGAACCACUAUAGUAUCAAUGGCGAAUACAUUAUUGCUUCACAACAAAUGCUUUGUUUUGACGAGGAUAUUUGUGAUUGUCCAUUCUGUCGGGUAAAGGAAAAAAGCAACUGCCCUGUUGUACGAUUGGGGAUAAAGCUAGCAAAAAAUCAUAGAAAUACUGUAUUACAUUUGUCUUCACUUUUCCUUGAUGACAGUUGUCAAUGGAAUAUUGGCAACAGAGUAGCUAAAACGUAUUGACACUUUCUUUUUGCUCAAAUGUGAUUUAGUGCCUAUAUCUGAUUUAAUGUGCAUAUAUAUAUAUAUAUAUCUUUUUUUUUUAAAGCGACUCAGAAACGAUGACAAGCUGCUGGAGGAACCUAAGUGAAAUAGGGAAGUCCACAACUACACUACUCAUUGCAUUCCAUUUUAGUUUGGCCUUGACCUACUCUUUCCAUUCAUACGUUUCCAUUACCGUAUUUUCCACACUAAAAGGCGUACUGGAUUCUGAGCCGCACCUUCAAUGAAUGGCUUAUUUUGUCAUUGUUUUCAUAUAUUGGACGCACUGCAUUGUAAGACGCAAUCUACAAUGCAUCCACUAGAUGGAGCAACGCUCAAGGAAAUGCCAACAGAACACUACACUACACUACAACUUGAUUUAUAUAGCGACGAUCAAAUGUCAGUAAGACUUAUUUAAUAAGGCAGCGACACAGUUCACUUAACCAACAGCAAGUCAUAACACUGACUCGUUAACAUUGAACUCUCUUGCCGCUGCUUAAGGCGACACCGAUCGCCUUAAGUUUGAACUCUGCUUUGUAAGCAUGUCUCUAGCAAGGAGCCAUUUUGGGGUUGACAUAUUACCGUAAUGACCGUACCAAAGGUGCAUCGGAUUUUAAGGCGCGCUUUGAGCUUUUAAGAAAAUGGAAGGCUUUUAGUGCGGAAAAUACAGUACUCGAUACAUUGUCGUUUCUAUUUAUUGGUCUAUGCACUCUAGUUUUGAUGUAUGGCGGCGGGUGAGUUGUUCAGGUAGACUUUCGGAUGCAUCAGAAGCUUUUCAUGCACACCUUCUACAGUAGUGCUCAUUCCCGAGAGUGGCUAGCUGGCCUGCCUCACAGUUUUCAGGUUCUGUGUUUACAUCUUCUCUGUGGCGUCCUCUGAAAUUUCAAAAACAUGCCUUUUAGGCUCAUUGAAGACUGUGAGAGAGUGAUUGUUUGUGUAUACUGUACAUGCCUUGCAAUUGGCUGUUGACCGGUUCAGGGUGUACUCCACAACUCUUGUUCCCUCACAGGUCUUUUCAGAGAACAUCUGACCUCAUGUUUCCUCUUCCAUGUUGGAAGUUUUUUGUUUUGUUUUUUUUAGCCAGUGCUCGGCAAAACGGGAUCAUCCUACGGUGACUCAUUUAGAAGGCCUCGACUUUGCUUUGUCACGUGUUAGUUUUUAACAACUAUGAUUAUUUCAGUCAAGCGUUAUCAGAGGACCACACUUUGUUUCUUUGUUUGCCUUUCUUUCAAUGAACAUGUUCCGACAGUGGCUGGGUGGCUUCAGUCCGCCUCAUUGCACAGCAUUAUCAUGAAUGUUACACACAUGGUACAAGAGGGAGUUCCCCCCUGCCCCCUACCCUCCCAAAAAAAAGACCUUUGCAUUAAUGUUAACUUUAUGCUAUGGUGGCAUGUCUUUUGAUUUAACCGUAUAAAUAAUAAUUGUA